UCACACAUUCGGAGUAAAACGACACGUGCAGAGGGGCGUCUCGCACUGCGCGUCGAUUCGCUCUUCUGUAAUGAACGUAUGUCCUUCAAGCGCGCAUCGUCCGCGAGUCGUACAAAUAGCGAAGACGUCUAAACGAUCGUGAUCAGUGAAGUGAUACACAACAAUGGAGAACAGUUUGGUUAACUGUUCCGCCGAAGACAAGGUAAAGCAUUUCCAAGCUUAUCUGAGAAAAUAUGAGAAUGAUGAUAAAUUGGUGAUUCUAUUGGCCGUGGAUAAGCCGGGAUCGAAACCUGGUGACAAUUAUACAUCGGUGGUGGUCAAGACGAAACUCGUUGGUACACGCGGGGACGGAAAUCCAUAUAUCAAGAAUGUUAUAACGAAAAGUAUCGUCCAAAAGCGUGCAAUAGCUGGAUUAAUAGACGUCUAUGCUUUAUUCCGUGUGGAGAAACACGUCUAUCAAAAAAUAUUGCCUGUUCUUGGGCCUUUUAAUCCUCAAUGUAUAAACGCCGAUAGGGAGAAUGUAACAAUGGAAGAUCUAGCGGUGAAGGGAUACAUUAAUUGCGAGAGGCGCAACUUUAUGGAUUUGGAUCACACCGUCUGUGCCUUGAAGAAACUUGCCAAAUUUCACGCGUCGGCUUUAACAGUAAAGAUCAAGGAUCCGCAAUUGUUCGGCGAAUUAACCGAGUCUUUGGAAGAAGUAAUUUACAAAGACAAUUUUGAGACGACGCCAAUGAGAAUGUGUUCCAAUAUGUCUAUGCAGUCGUCGCUAAAAUCAUUAGAAUUAAUAGAACCGCGAACGCAAGAACUGCAAGCUGUCAUAGAUCACAUUGCCGAUUAUGUUGGUAAAACUUACGAUAUAAUGUACCGGAUAUUCAAUGGGCCGAAGGAGAAAUAUCACACAAUCUGCCAUGGCGAUCCGUGGAUGAACAAUAUGUUGUUUUUGCACGAUAACGACGGCAAAAUAAUCGAUCUAAAAUUCGUCGACUACCAGAUAUGCAGGCAUACCUCGAUAGCCACCGACAUCCAUUACUUUAUAUACUCUAGCGUACAGUCGUCGUUAAUCAAGGAAAGCUACGAGAGUCUUAUUAGGAUUUAUCACACCGAGUUUCUCAAAGAACUCCGUCGAUCAAACAUAGACGAACAGAUUUUAGCCGAACUCGACAAGGAAUGGCUGGAGAAGGAACUGCAAACUUACUCACUUUACGGGGCGCUUAUCGGAUGUUUCAUGGUGAACCCGAUAUUGGCCGAAGAGGAGGACGUGUUACAAUUUGAAACAAUCGGAUUCAGCUCAGAUAAUCCAAUGUACAGCUCCGAUAAGCGUGUGAUGAACGUAAGCCAGAAGAAACUCGACCGGAUCGAAAGCGUCACAUCCCACUAUUACAGAAGGUAUGUCUUGGGUAUUAUUAAUGACGACCUCGAACCGAUUUCUGCGACUCAUAAUGGAUACGAUGGAAUUUAUAAUAGAUAUACUAAAAGUGUGUAAAUACGAAAUAAAAAAUUGUUCAUAACGAUGAACUUAUGAACAAAUAAACUCUAGUGUUUCGAAUACAUCGAAACGGAAAAGAGGAUAUAUAGUUUUUUAGAAGAUUGUAUAUUUUGUGUAUAUAUACACACGAGAAAAUGAUUGGAGUUGCUGUGUAAUAUUAUAAUAAUAUUUGAGCUAUUUUUAUAAAGUCUUUCAACGCGAAAUAUCUUUCCUACGUUUGCUUUGAAGUCGUAGAUGCAAUGUAUUUCGAAUAAAAUGUAUAAUUAACUUUCAUAUCAUAUAAAUGUGAAUAUAUUAUUAUUUAAAAGAAAUAUCUUCAAAUUUAAAUCACCACCAGAAUAUUUCAACCCAACAAAUAUCUAUUUUUGAAGUUAAAUAUUGUAAUAUAUUGUACAAAAAUAAACUGUAAAAUAAACUUAUUGCAAUUACGUGUUAUCUACAAAA
Molecule: messenger RNA, 1930 nt
Organism: Camponotus floridanus (Florida carpenter ant)
Lineage: Eukaryota; Metazoa; Arthropoda; Insecta; Hymenoptera; Formicidae
Exons: 4
Coding region: 164-1483 (439 amino acids)
Source: RefSeq, a predicted model, not a curated record